Messenger RNA from Abrus precatorius (Indian licorice), 1951 nucleotides. RefSeq names its product pentatricopeptide repeat-containing protein At5g10690. The transcript is spliced from 13 exons. Bases 125 to 1951 code for a protein of 608 amino acids. Gene Ontology annotation, molecular function: protein binding. The record is from RefSeq and is a predicted model, not a curated record. NCBI's taxonomy places the organism in Eukaryota, Viridiplantae, Streptophyta, Magnoliopsida, Fabales, Fabaceae.
UCUCAUGUUUCCCCCUGUAAGUGAUUACAGAUUACACACAGACACAGUGCUUCAAUAUUCCAUUUCCAUGGCGAAAGGUUAGCGAUAGCGAAGCCUUAGCCAGCGUGUUCUCGUACCAUCGAGAAUGCUUCGAAGUCACAUUCACAUUUUCUCUUCCUUCACGACCUCACUCCACUCUAAGCCUCUUCAUUCCUCACAUGUUCCUCUCUUUUGUUCUUCUUCCACUCCUACACGGCGUCGUUUGGUAAGGACCACCACUCCGCGUGAAACCAAUCUCAAGCGCCUCACUUCGCGUAUCGUUCAUCUCACUCGCCGAAAACAGCUUCGCCAGAUUUUGGAUGAGAUUGAGGUUGCGAAGAAGGAUUUGGGGAAGCUGAACACGAUAGUGAUGAACGCGGUGAUGGAGGCUUGUGUUCGUUGCCGUGACAUUGAUUCGGCGCUUAGGAUAUUCGAGGAGAUGAGAAACCCUGAUGGUUGUGGCGUCGAUACUGUCACCUAUGCCACGCUUGUGAAGGGGUUAGGUGAGGCAGGAAGGGUCAAUGAAGCUUUUGAAUUGCUUGAAUCUGUGGAAAAUGGUACUGCAACGGGAAGUCCAAAGUUGUCUGCUCCAUUGAUCUUUGGUCUGCUAAAUGCCUUAAUCGAAGCAGGAAACUUGCGUCGUGCAGCUGGCCUCCUUGCUCGAUAUGGUUUUGUGCUCCGCGAAGGUGGCAAUUUUUCAGUUUCAGUAUACAACAUACUAAUGAAGGGAUACAUAAACUCAGGCUAUCCACUCACUGCAAUAGACAUGCUCAAUGAAAUUUUACGUCAAGGCAUAAUGCCUGACAGGCUCACGUAUAACACACUAAUUUUAGCAUGUGUCCAGAGUGAAAAGUUGGAUACUGCAAUGCAAUUUUUUGAGGAAAUGAAGGACAAAGCACAGAAAUUCAUCUGUGAUGAUCUGUUUCCAGAUAUUGUUACAUAUACGACAAUGCUUAAGGGUUUUGGGCAAGCAAAGGAUCUUGCUUCAGUUCUGAAGAUAGUGCUGGAAAUGAAAUCUUGUCAUGAAUUAUACAUUGAUAGAACUGCUUACACUGCAAUAAUUGACGCUUUACUAAAUUGUGGCUCAGUUAAGGGUGCUCUCUGUAUUUUUGGAGAAAUGCUGAAGCAGGUUGGUCGGAAUCCAGAGUUGAGGCCAAAACCUCACCUCUAUCUUUCCAUGAUGCGUGCAUUUGCUCUGCAAGGAGAUUAUGAUUUAGUUAAAAAUUUGCAUAAACGGAUUUGGCCUGAUUCAGCAGGAACCAUAUUACUAGUUGCCCAAGAAGAAGCUGAUCACCUUCUCAUGGAAGCAGCACUGAAUGCUGGCUGGGUUGAUGUUGCUAUUAAAACUCUUACUGAGAUUGUUUCAAGAUGGAAGGGCAUAUCCUGGACAAGUCGUGGGGGCAUGGUUGCUUAUCGUAUUGAGGCCAUGUUGGGAUUCUCAAAGUCAUUAUUCAGUCCUCACUUACUGCCUCAGGUUUCACCUUCUGAGCCAAUUGAGAAUUAUAUGAUACCAUUUGAAGCAACAAGGCCACUACUAGGUUCAUUAAAGCUGGAAAAAGUGGUUAUGCGUUUCUUUGGUGAAACGGUAGUUCCUAUUGUAGAUGAGUGGGGCAGUUGUACAGGGCUGUUGCACCGUGAAGACUGCAACCAGUUGGAUGCUUCACUUGCAACAAUGAUGAGAAGUCCACCUCCAUGUGUUACGACAUCAACACCUGUUGGUCGUGUAGUUGAUUUAAUUUUAGAGAAGCGAUAUACGAUGGUUAUUAUUGUAAAUUACAGAAACUCAUAUGCUACUACCUUACACAGAUCUAGAGCAGUUGGAGUUUUUACAUCAGAACAACUGAGUAGGCUUAUCACACCUGUAUCUGAAGUAACCGGGGAAGACCUUCCGUUGUCAGGUUGUGUUGAAAUGGAGGUGCAGAAGAACCUAUGA